Molecule: messenger RNA, 2755 nt
Organism: Cricetulus griseus (Chinese hamster)
Lineage: Eukaryota; Metazoa; Chordata; Mammalia; Rodentia; Cricetidae
Source: RefSeq, a predicted model, not a curated record
AGUAUGUACCCAAGUUUGUAUGAAACAGUUCAGAUACAAACAGAAGAAAGUUGGCUUCAGCAAAUUUCUGCUAUUAAGGAGCCAAGAAAAAUAACAUUCCCUGAAACAAAGGAAGAACGACCAGAAUCUCCAGCUUCUAAAUUAAGAGGAAAGUGGGUAAUUAAUCCUGAGGAGCCCAAACUAAGUAUUUUAUGUGAGAUGGAGUUUAAUGACGAAUUUGUAAGAUUGUUUGAAGAGCCUCUAAGAACAUUACCCAGUGUCGGGCCACCACCCAUUCUAUCAUAUAGAAAAGAUCUUUCUUAUCUGGACCGUAACCUCAAGGAUGAAGAGGAGUCCAUACUCAUGUGUGAAUUUUGUGGAAGUGAGCUACAAUCAUUCCUUUCUGAUGUGGACAUUUUCUCUGACAACACUCACCCUGAACUUAAAAAGCAUGCCUACUGUUGUCCUGAAUUAAAAAAUCUUCUUGAUUAUAUCAAUGAGGAAAGGAACAAUAUCAAAAGCACUAAAACGGACUUAAUCAGUAUUAAUCCUCAUGCAGCACAUGGCAGUGAUGUCGACAGACUCAAGGCAAAGGAAAAAGCCAUGCAGAGAAAACAAGAACGUCAAAUGGCCAGACAUUUUGCAAUAGUAUCAAGUGAACCGAGCCCCCCGAUACCUGAGGACGACUCAAAGCACACGAAGACAAUUUCUUACCAGCUCUCUUUGGAUAUACCAGAUGUGAAGAUAGAGGAAGAAACCAGUGAAACUGAGAUUAGCAAUGUCUCCAUCAUUUGCUGUGAUUCCAGGAAAUUAUGUGGAAAGGUCGUGGGGGACGAGCUCUUGGAGAAGCACUACAAGCAUGGAAGCAAGUUUCUCACCUCCUUUCCAGAUGGGACAACACAAAUAUUCUAUCCAUCUGGAAAUCUAGCCAUUAUCCAAGUGCCCAGCAAGACAAAUGGUUUCACUUGUAUUGUCCAAGAAGACACACCCACCGAUCCCGCUAUCCUAGCACUGCUCGACUCCUCUGGGAGAAGCUCCUGCUAUCAUCCUAAUGGAAAUGUCUGGGUAUAUAUCAACAUCUUGGGAGGCCAAUACUCCGAUCAAGCUGGCAACAGAAUACGAACUUGGAACUGGUCAAGUUCCAUGCCUUCCUCACCCUUUGUUUCAUUUAAACCCGUCUUUCUGGCUCUGAACCAUCACAUUGGAAUCCGAAUUCUAGAACAAGACAAGAUCUCCAUUAAUUUUCUAGCAAUGGGUCAACAGGCAAGAAUCAGUGUUGGAACCAAAAUAACGCUCCAUGACCCAGAGGAGAUCCCAGCCCUGCGGUUCCUGACUGGAGACGACCUUCUGCUGUUGGCCAGCUUAAUAAAGAUUCGGCGACUGUUCUAUAAGCUGGAAGGAUGCAUGAAUUUCCCCUCCAGUCAGGCUUGGGAAAAACGAAAGCAGCCUUCCUACCUUUCUUCACUCUCUCUAAAGCUACUUGCCCUCUGCCAAAACUCUGGCAUAAAGAAUAGUAUGAUGGCAUCAAUUACAAAGCUAAUAAAAGAAAAAUAGAAAAGAAGUAUCAUAGGCCUUUCAUUUGUUUUGUUAAGGGUCUUUUAAGGAACAUGAGGUUUCAAAGAGUAAAUCAAAUGACCAUGAAAUAUCAAGAAAUAUUUUGUUGUAAACAUUUAGAAUACACCGUGAGUCUUUGCUGGUGUAUAUUCUCAGUUGGAAAUUUAACUCACUUCCUCAAGACCAGAAAAUAAGCAUGGCAUAAAGAGACAUGUGGCACUGGGCACCCUUUAAAACAGGGAGGGUAUGGGGAUCAGUGCUUAUCAGUAUCUGAAAGGGAAGUCUAGAAGAGGAAUAACUCUCAGGAAGGCAGAGUCACCACCCACAGCACCUGUGAGGGGACAGGCAGGGAAUCUGGAAGAUGUUGCAACAUGAUUCUACAGAAUAGGAAAGCAAACCCUACCGUCUGCCAGUAUGUCUGCCUCCCACCAAAGAGAAUUAUGGCUCCUCCCCCUCCACCUGGUCAGUAUCAGGCUGAGGAGUCACAUAUGAAGCAGCUAGCUAAGCUGCACAAAAAUAUGUAUUUCCCAUUUGCUUUGGUGAGGGAGGCAGGACAGUAUUGGAUCCCUGGGGAUGACACAGCACAGCCCUCUGCUCAGUCAGGGUGAUGAGCAGAAGGCAGAUCAGCAAGGGCCCUGUCUAGUCACUGGUCCGUUGCUGCGUACAGACACUGUAAACAAGGCAACUUAUAAAAGGCAGCAUUUAAUUGAGGGCCUACUUACAGUUUCAGACAGUGUGGAUCAUGGUAGCAGGCAGACAGACACAGUGCCUGAACAGUAGCUGAGAACUGAUCUGCAAGGUGGAGGCAGAAAGGGAGCGGAAGACUGGGCCUGGUAUGAGUAAGUGUUACAGCUAAGAGGGGAAAGGUGUUGCAGUCAGGAGUCAAACAAUACCACAAAGUCAUACCACACAACAAACCUCACACAAGAGGUUCAUUGGGAAAGACACAGGAGGGUGGGUAGCUGCCUCUGCUCGGGUGAGGAGCAGCAGAGAACUGGACACAAGACAGACUUUAUAUAGGGUUUCCUUGGGGGGAGGGUGGACCUUUCCUUUGUGGCCUGGAAUUGGAGGAAUUAGAAAAGCUGCCACGACCCCCCACAGGAGGCUGUUCUGUGUCUUUCCCAAUGAAUCUCUUGUGUGAGGUUUGUGUGUGGUGUGACGUUGUGGUAUUCCUUGACUCCCGACUGCCAGGACGCCUUUCCAGCUGAGCUGUAAGACUUAC